Messenger RNA from Populus nigra (black poplar), 820 nucleotides. RefSeq names its product autophagy-related protein 8f-like. Lineage: Eukaryota; Viridiplantae; Streptophyta; Magnoliopsida; Malpighiales; Salicaceae. The transcript has 6 exons. Gene Ontology annotation, biological process: cellular response to nitrogen starvation. The record is from RefSeq and is a predicted model, not a curated record. The coding region runs from base 235 to 603 and encodes 122 amino acids.
CGGUGAUCGGCUUUCAAGUUCCUCCAUUAACCAAACACACAAAACCACGUACUCCAAACGUCUCCUCUUUUUUUGACCUGGCGAACUUUAAUUGCCAACUGUCCUAUACCUAACCGGAGAGGAAUCGGAUUUUUGUAUAAAUAAAUUCAUCACUCCAAUCCUUAAACAAGCCAUCAUCUUCUUUAUCGAUUGUUCCUGAAGAAGUUGCAUCUGUAAUAUUUAACAAAAAAUAAUAUGACUAAGAGCAGCUUCAAGCAAGAGCAUGAUUUUGAGAAGAGGAGAGCUGAAGCUGCGAGAAUCAGGGAGAAAUACCCAGACAGAAUUCCGGUAAUUGUGGAGAAGGCUGAGAGAAGUGAUAUUCCCAAUAUUGACAAGAAAAAAUAUCUAGUUCCUGCUGACCUGACUGUGGGUCAAUUUGUUUAUGUGAUCCGGAAGAGAAUUAAACUGAGUGCAGAAAAGGCAAUUUUUAUAUUUGUGGACAAUGUUCUCCCACCAACUGGAGCAAUAAUGUCCACAAUCUAUGAUGAAAACAAGGAUGAAGAUGGAUUUCUCUAUGUUACAUACAGUGGGGAAAACACAUUUGGGUGUCAUGAGUUGCCAUAGCCAAGUUCUUUCAGUGUCUUCCGUUGUUACAAAUUGACAAGAUGAAGCUACCACCUCUCAUGUUUCCUAGGACUUCAAACAGUCCUGGCAUUAUGCCCUAUGAUUUAUGACCUUGUUGUCUUUCUUGUAAAGUUUGUAUGUUGUGUAUAGCUUUUCUGCAACUGAAAUGGUAUCAACUGCUAAACUUAAGUAAUAUCUUUGACAUGAUUUCUUUUUA